CCAAACCUUGUGAUCAGUAAUUGCAGGCCUAUGUUGCUUCUAAAUCUCAACAAAACUGAUGUUUUACACAGACUUUUAGUGCAUUAUCCAAGUGUUUGAAGCAUUGUCCAAAUUACAUGUCCUUUUUGGAGCACUUUUUGCAUAAAGUUUCAUUGACAUUUUGUAAAGCUUGCUUUUCUCCAACAACUCAUGCAUUGAGCUUUGUUAUUGUUUCCUCUGAUCACACUCCAUCCUAAAGUUUAGAAGCAACCUCCUAAACUCAGAGAAAGCUUCCCACAUUGCCUCCUUGUUCACUCCAUCUCAUCUUGGAACCAUGAUGCUUUUGAACCACUUUUGUAACUUUGGAGACAAACCAGCAUUGAGAUGCAACUAGAGUCAAUUCCAUCAACUUCUGAAGACACAUUGGAACCUCUAUAAAAGCCCCUCAAGCCUCAGAACAAACAUCAACAAAAUCCACUCAAAAACUCCAUUACUACACUUUCAAAAAUCCUAAUUUCGAAACUUGCAUUUCCUCAAAGUUUCUUCCAAUUUUUCCAUUGAAUCAUCAUCCAUACACCAUAAAUAAACUUCUGUAUGCAUUUAUCAUCAACUGUAAAACCUCCAUUACCAUCUCCCAAAGCCCAUUUUUUGUCACUUUCAACUUGAAUUGGGUAGAACAUUUCAGAAGGUUUAAAGGAAAAGUAACUAUACCAUUACACUCCUGGGGACUCAAGGAAGCUAAAGGUAUCAUUUUCUCAUCUCGAAACAUCAUUUGAAGGGGCAUUGGACCUUGCUCCAAUAGAUGAGUUGUGUCGCAAAGUACAGAACCAAGCUCGUCAAGAUGGACCUAACACUAGAGCAUAAGAUCCACGAGAUUCGUGAAGAGGUGACUACUCUCCGAGCAGCAAUGGAUAGACUAACUGCCAUGGUAAAGAGCUUGAUGGCCGCUCGGAAUCAGUCACCAACUCCUCCAUCUCCACGGAGUGGUGCAACUGAAGGUUUGAGAAGCAUUCUGACUUUGCUAGAGAAUAAGUUCCGUGAAGGUUUAGGUUACUCUUCUACAUAUGCAAGUGUUGUUACACAAGACACGGUCGUUCGGCCGAUUCAAGAAUUCUUUCGAAGCGCGUGUUUCAUCAAUCCUCCUCAACCCGGAGUUGAUGCUAUCCUUGAAGAUGAUCUUAAAGAGGAUUCACCCAACUUUGUGACGCAUGAGGAAGAUUAUGUAAACAUGGUAUAUGGAUGUCCCGGCAAGUACCGUAUCUUUGAUGCACAUUUAAUGAGAGGAGAUCUGGUACAAAUGCACACUACUUUGUUUAGGAUGGGUAAUUUAGAACGACAUAACUAUGGUUCUUGUCGAAUUUGUUGUAGAGACUCUCGAGGAUGCUCCGUGGUGAAGAGAGGCCUUCAAUACCUACUGGAUUCAAGGUUUUAUCCAAGUCACCAGAAAUAGGGAUGAUAAUGUGUGAUUAUGGUUGAAGUUUGUUCAGAUGAAUGUGUGGUCUCAGGUUAUUGCUGUUGCGAUGAGAUUCAUUCAA
Trifolium pratense (red clover) is the source of this 1514-nucleotide messenger RNA. RefSeq lists its product as uncharacterized. The transcript is spliced from 2 exons. The record is from RefSeq and is a predicted model, not a curated record. Bases 782 to 1429 code for a protein of 215 amino acids. Lineage: Eukaryota; Viridiplantae; Streptophyta; Magnoliopsida; Fabales; Fabaceae.